Messenger RNA from Vitrella brassicaformis, 3464 nucleotides. The record is from the annotation of a GenBank genome assembly. Lineage: Eukaryota; Vitrellaceae.
ACAGCCAGCCAGCAGUGAGUCCAGCGGGGGCACGUCACGCGUCUCUCCAUGGCCGUGCAUCGAACGACAAAUAUGCACACACCACACCACACCACCCUACGUAUAGACCCAGCUGACCAUCGCAUAGAUAGCGCUUCAGCUCUCAUCCUUGACCUGCCGGCCAGUCAAUCAAAUCAGUCACCCCGAGUCGCUCUUGUCAUCCCCAUUGUUGCCGUCCAUCAUUAUGUUCGGAAAAAAGAAACCUCCCGCCUUUGGUGUCUCCAUCGUCUUCCGAAUGGCCUUCCUGCACAGGUCCACCACACACUGCUGGGUCUGCUUCAGCGUGAAAGGCUUGGGACACACCUGAGGACACACACAAACGUAUUUCUUCAUUCUCGUGAACUCGAGCCGGCAGGACCAGCCAUCUAUACGCCCCACCGUAUCGAAGAGUGCUAAGUCGGCCGGCUUGAUGGCCGACGUGUCCUGGGCUGACGAUUGGACCACAAAUAGAAUGACCGGCGGAGUUGCCGGCCGAUCGCUGUCAGCCAAUCCCUGACCUGAGUGCAUAGAAAGGGCGUUGGAUGCUCGUCUAGAAGAUGUCUCUACAUCUGUCUGUUGCCUUACUGAGCAGUGUAGUCACUGUCUCUGCUGUGAAUGGCGCCAGCUCUGAGGGAACGCCAUUCUCGAUCAUCCGCAGCGCCCUGGUGGCCUCGAUACCGUCAAGAUUGGGCAUUUCGAGGUCCAUCACCUACACACACAUAUGUGACGUUUGCACAAAGUCUUUGCAUGUCUCUGUGUUGUGCGUGCAGCAACUUACCACUAGAACAGGGAUGGGAGGUGAGUCGAGGGAAUCGUCAUCAUCACCAGAGGUCGCUUGUGCCUUUCUCGUUUUGGCGUAUUCGUCGAUGAGCGAGAAGACACACUGGAUGGCCUCCACACCGUCACUCGCUGUCAGAAUCCGCUUCUCAUCCUUCACCUGCACACACACGCACAUGUGCGCACACAUGCCUCUUCCGAAUCGUCCGUCCUUUUCUGGCAGACCUGACUGACCAGUCUCUGUGCAUUCUUCUGCAAUACGAAUCGAUUCAUGCCCUCGUCAUCACAAGCCAGUAUUCUCAAUCUCGAAGCGAAAUCGUCGGCCAGCGCAGCCCUCAGGGCCGAGUUCAUCGACAUGGGCCCCUCGUCGUCUUCACUCCCCUCUCGCAGACACUCUCGCAAAACCCUUCCUAGGUCGCUUCCGCCCUUCUCCUUUUCCCUGUCUUUUUCUCUCUUCGUGUCGUCUUUUCUCGGAGCUUCAUACUCGUCUGCAACCUUGUCCUCGACUGGAGAGGCUGCUGCCGGCGAAGGCUGCUCUUCGCGUGGAUUUCUUUGCCCGAUCUGGGGGGUAGGGGGUUCUGAGACUGGGGUUUGUUGCAUCGGGAGGUUGGUGCUGUCGGAGGUGAAGCGGGCGCGGCAGGGGAAGGUGAGGAUGAAGGUGGUGCCUUUGCCUAUCCCCUCCGACUCUGCUCUUGCAUCGCCGCCCAUAUCAAGCAUGACGCCUCGCGUGACAAAGAGCCCGACACCUGCGAAGAGACACAGCACCCAGGGGGAGAGGAAGUACGGGUGUCAGAAGAUUGAAUGACAUGAGUCUCCCACUGUUGUGUGUGUCAGAUACCAGCGCCGAGGAGACUGUCCGCGGCAGUGGCGUGGCUAAACUCAUCAAAAACCGUGCUCACUCUCUCGGACGGUAUGCCUUCAAAAGCCAGCACACGAUGGCACCGCAUCCUGUUUUCUUCCUUUCCUGGUUGCUGCACUCACCUCUCCCCGUGUCCUUGACUCUCCACCUGCCAGUAGUCAUCCGGUGAUUCCUCCCGAGAGGGAGCAGACAGCGAUGGCGCCUCCUCAUCCGUCCUAUAUUUCACUGCCCUCCCUCCCGCAUCCGUCGACUUCUCUUUGAUCGGUUCCUCUUCAAUUACCUUGAGCUUGACCGCACUGGACGAUAUGGGAAUGGAGACAUGCGGCGCCGAGUGGUCACUGAGGUCCACCUUAUCCGACGCAACAGACUCUCCGGAAGGAAGUCUCUUGAUGGUCGACCCGGUCAGCUUCUUGACGUUGUCCCUGAGCUGGAUGCCGCUGUAGAUGGACUCCGUGAUGGGGGCGGACAGAAGAGACCAUUGCCUCCGCUCGAGCCUCCGCUGGGGCGGGGGGCCUUGCAGUUGUGUGGCGGCAAAGUACACCGUGAUCGAUCCACCAUCGCUUGUGAAUUUGACAGCGUUGUGCAGCACGUUGUAGAGGGCGAAUCCCAACCGAGGGCCGUCGACGUAUGCCAACGUUGGCAGCGAUUCUCUGCCCUCCACCUACCGAGACAUGAGGAAGAUGCAGGCGCACAGGUGAGGUGAGGCGCGAGGGUUGCUUGCACGUCGCUACCUUGAUGUCUAGGUGUUUCCUUCGUAUUGCUGGCAUUGAUGACUUGACGACAUUGUCCAUAACAUCCCGAAGUGGCGUGCGCUGGAGGUGCAGCUCAUGGCCCUCUCGGUGGCUGCUAAUCUGCAUAUCAACCAACACAUGGAUUGUGUCAGGUCUCCCUCGUGCCUCACUGACCUGUAGGAGGUUAUUUGCAAGGGCCAAGGUUGUUUGUGCCGAUGUGAGUAGGACAUCCAGGUACUCUUCUAUCUCCUUCCUCUCCCUCUGGAAGCGCUCCUUGUCCUUGGAAAACAGGCUCACGAAGUCGUCGCGCACAAGCGAAGCGCAAUUAAUCACGCUGUUCAUUGGCGUCCGGAUGUCAUGCGCAAUGCGGCGGAAGACGGCUGUCUGCCGCUUAAUCAGUUUCUUCACUUCUUCGGAUUCAUUCUUUAUCGCCUCGUUGGUCUCGAGCACACACGCCCUCUCACUUUCCAAGUCGGCCACGUACUUGUCCAAUUCUCCUCCUCUGUGGAAGGCCGCUCGCCUCUGGUACGCCGCAUCCAUGGUCGAGGCGAGGAGACACACAGCGAUGAUGAUCCAGCAGGCGACUUGGACCAGGUCCCGAAGCACCGUGACCUCGCCCAUCGAUACGUCUAUGAUGGCUCGGCCGACGAUGGACACGACGGAGAAGGAUAGAGCGCAGAAGGUGGCCUCCCGGAUCGCCAGCCAGGAUGCAAACAAAUGUGUGAAGAAGAGCGUGUGGUUCUACACAGCAUCGGAAGCCAUACAUUUCUCCCUUUGCGGCUUCUGAAGCAAAUGCUUACGAACGAGAUGAAGAAGUCGGGCUCCUUGGCAUCGGAAGCCUACAAAUGUAAUAAGAUAUCAAACACAUUUGUAUGGUUGGUUCCGCUCACAAGGGGAGCGGGAAAAUUGUUUUGCACUGAAGGGGCGAGGAACAGCGAUAGGGUUGUCAUGCAGAAAGCCGCGUACUGAACGAGCCACUUGCGCCGAUUCCAAAAGAGCAGGAAGGACAUGACGAGCGCGAAAUGAAUAGCUCCAGCAACAGCGACCAUUGCUUCCCCCGACGCGCCGCUCCCUGCAAC